AUGAAUUGCGACAUUAUUACAAACUCCAAACAUAAGGUAGUGUUGGAAGAUCAAGUUUAUAAGGACAAGGAAACUUUAAAGGCUGUGAUGACGCAAUACGCUAUUGAUCAUAGAUUCCAAUGGAAAACGGACAGAUCGAGUCAAACAUGUUAUACACUUGUUUAUGUCUCUGAUAAUUGUGGGUGGGUGUUGAAGUCGUCAAGUAUCAAUAAAUCUGGAAUAUUCAGAAUUAGAAAAUUCGUAGAUGAUCACACGUGUCCAUUGAAAGAUAAGGUUUAUGAACAACGUCAAGCAACAAGCAAUCUUAUUGGAGGUAUGAUACAACCCAAGUUAGUUGAUCAUAAAAGGAAGUUGACGCCAAAGGAUAUACAACAAAAUGUCAGCCUAGCUCUUGGAGUAAAUGUAUCACACUUAGUGGCGUGGAAGGCUAAGGAAAAGGCUGUAAUUUCUUUAAGGGGUACCCCAUCUGGUUCUUAUGGUAAACUGUCGAGCUACUUAUACGUAUUGGACGCUACCUACCCUGGAUCUCAUAUAAGGAUGAAGAAAACCGAUGAAAAUCAAUUUCUUUAUCUUUUUAUUUCUCUCUUCCCGUUCAUAAAAGGUUUUGAGUGUUGUAAACCAAUUGUCGUAGUUGAUGGCAGCCGCCACAGGGGGAAGUACAAUGGAGUAUUUGUUUCUGCAAGUACUGUUGAUGGAGCAGGAAAUAUAUUGCCGCUAGCAUAUGAAAUUAUUGAUUCAGAAAAUGAUGCAUCCUGGACUUGGUUUUUUGAACAGUUUAGAGAAGAGCAUAGCGUUAAAUAUAACAUGUGCAUUGUGUCCGAUCGAAACGAAAGUAUUAUAAAGGCAGUUUCGAGGGUAUUUGAUGGAGUUCCUCAUUAUGCCUGUAUUUGA
Molecule: messenger RNA, 891 nt
Organism: Solanum pennellii
Lineage: Eukaryota; Viridiplantae; Streptophyta; Magnoliopsida; Solanales; Solanaceae
Exons: 3
Coding region: 1-891 (296 amino acids)
Source: RefSeq, a predicted model, not a curated record